CAGCGAGGGGGCUGCUGGGAGUUGUAGUAGGGGAGGCGGAGGGAACAUGGCGUCCAAGAUCCGGGUGGCACUUCGGCCCGUGAAGAGUAUCUUGGUCCGCUUCUGCCCGUUCGAGCCCAACGUGGAGAGCACAAGAAUAUUUCUUCAACGAAUAUACCAUAAAAAAAUCUAUGACACCAACAGGAACUGUGAAGUGACUGCUGAUGUAAGACAUGAUGGGUCUGAACCACUUGUAGAUGUUAUGUUUGCUGAUGGAGAGCGACUGAUAAUGAAAGGAGCCAACCUGACAACAGUAGAAAUGUUAACGGCAUUGAGCUCCAGAUGUAAUACGAAAGAGCUUAAAGCAGAACAGAAAAGCAAGAAGAAGAGUCCCUGAAGUACCAAACAAAUGUGUUCACAUUUACAUGUGUCAAAAGCGGCAGACUGCAUAGAAGGCUUUUCUCAUACGUGACAAAUCUGAAAGUUUAACAUGCAGCAGAACGAACCAUUUAAAUGUUCCUGCCUCUUCUCCUCAAGAAAAAUGCACUGGAGCAACAUAACUUUUUAACACUAGCGGGUCAAAAUGGCUUAAUGCACAAGUGAAUCUUUCUAAACAGCUGCCUGUUGGUCAUCUGCAUGUUGGACUAAAAUCACAUGUAUUUGCCUAUGAAUAUGAAUAAUGGAUGUUAGUUGUUAAGUUAAUAAAUGUUAAAAAUCAA
This is a messenger RNA of Dromaius novaehollandiae (emu), 698 nucleotides long. RefSeq names its product mitochondrial ribosomal protein L53 (gene MRPL53). Bases 47 to 376 code for a protein of 109 amino acids. The transcript has 3 exons. NCBI's taxonomy places the organism in Eukaryota, Metazoa, Chordata, Aves, Casuariiformes, Dromaiidae. The record is from RefSeq and is a predicted model, not a curated record. Gene Ontology annotation, cellular component: mitochondrial large ribosomal subunit.